This is a messenger RNA of Centruroides sculpturatus (bark scorpion), 606 nucleotides long. RefSeq names its product coiled-coil domain-containing protein 137-like. The record is from RefSeq and is a predicted model, not a curated record. The coding region runs from base 127 to 603 and encodes 158 amino acids. The transcript has 4 exons. Lineage: Eukaryota; Metazoa; Arthropoda; Arachnida; Scorpiones; Buthidae.
AUAAUAAAAGAGGAAGAAUAGUUGGCUAGUUUCUGGCGAUGUCGUUGGAGAAUUUCCCGAUCGUCGAAAGUGGAGUUGGCAACAAUGUACCGAAUUUAUGGUUUGAUGGAAUUGUGAAAAUAACACAUGUGUAUAAUUGCUGACAUGCCUCGGAGGAUACCGAAGAGCAAGAAACACAAGAAAAUUAAAUUUGUCGAUCCAGAUUCCAGGAGAAAAAUUGAAAGGAAACCAAAUGCUGUAAAUCUUCCUCCAAACGAAGAUCAAGAAAUUCCACGUAAAUUACGUGAGUUGAUUAGACUGAAGAAUCUUGUGAAAGAAAACAAGAUAAAAAAGAAGAGAAAGAAAAAGAAAAAGGGAGAUUACAUAACUGUUAAAAGUGAUAAAGAAAAAGAACAAGAAGGAAUGACAAAUCCAGUGAAAUAUAUACCAGAUAAAAUGAAACAGAGGGAAAAUGAAACAGAAGAGCAUUUCAUUUGGAGGAUUAAUCAACUAGCCAAUCAGUCACUUGUGGAGGCAGAAAUUGACCGAAAAUAUGGUGUUGAUGUUUUAGAAAAAAAUGAAAUAAUAAAGAAUGACAAAAAGUUAAAAAAUAAACAGUUGUAAGUA